Fusarium poae is the source of this 1494-nucleotide messenger RNA. RefSeq lists its product as uncharacterized. Gene Ontology annotation, molecular function: transmembrane transporter activity. Lineage: Eukaryota; Fungi; Ascomycota; Sordariomycetes; Hypocreales; Nectriaceae. Gene Ontology annotation, cellular component: membrane. The record is from RefSeq and is a predicted model, not a curated record. The transcript has a single exon. Gene Ontology annotation, biological process: transmembrane transport. The coding region runs from base 1 to 1494 and encodes 497 amino acids.
AUGCCAGAAAAGUCCGACCACAAAUACAACGAUAGCGAAACAGCACCAUCCGGGUCCAUUCGACACGGAGAUGUUACAGUCCAGACUGUAAAGCCAUUCACAACUCUAUCUGCCCUUGGUAUCGGUUAUGGAACAACCAACACUGCAGUCGGUCUGCUUCUUGUCCUUGGAAGCACUGUUCCCAUGGGUGGCACGCCUCUUUUCUUCUGGGGAUUCUUGAUCCAGACCCUUGUAGGUCUCGCCACUGCAACAACCCUCGCAGAGCUGGCUUCGGCGAUACCCCAUCCCGGCGGCCAAUAUGUAUGGGUGAAUCGUCUGGCUCCGCCAAGAUACCGCCGCGUCUUGUCUUAUUUCACCGCUGUCAUUAGUUGGGUAGCUGCUGUCGCGACGGGUGCGUCAGCCUGUCUGUCUGUACCUACGGGCGCCUGUGCUAUCAUUUCGCUGCUGAACCCCAACUUUGUGUAUAAGCGAUGGAUGGGAUUUGUUGGCUUCCAGCUUCUCAACAUCUUGACUGUCUUUGGAGCCAGCUUCGAGCACGCUCUUCCCAAGAUAUCAAAGUUCAUGUUGCUGUUUAGUUGCAUGACUAUUUUGACUAUAUUCGUUACACUAUUUGCAAUGUCCGAUUCGCACAUGCCAACCAAAGAUUAUUUUACCAAAUCAAUCAACAUUUCCGGUUGGCCGAAGGGUAUUGCAUUUAUAAUCGGUAUGAACGGAGCCAACUGGAGUUUCUCUUGUCUGGACGUGGCUACACAUCUUGCCGAGGAAAUACCCUCUCCAAGCACUGAUAUUCCCAAGGCUUUGAUAUGGACGAUUGUAGUUGGAUUUGUUUCUGGACUCUUAGUCGUCACUUCUACUUUGAUCAAUGUGUCAGGAAUUGAUGGAGCCGCUGAUAACUCUGCAUUGGCUCUCUUCUAUCGCAUUACAGACAGCAAAGCGGCGGCUGUGGGUCUCUGGGUGCCAGUUCUAAUCACCACGGCUGGUGCAGUGUGGUCUAUUCAGACAUGGCAGUCUCGCCUGGCUUGGACCAUCAGCCGAGAAGCUGGUUUCCCGCUCCAUCGUCACCUCAGCAAGCUUGCACCUUCGCCAAUGCACACUCCCAUUUGGUCCCUCAUCUGGUCAGCUUCGGGCACUGCCAUCUUUGGAUGUCUGUAUCUUGGUUCCGACUUGGCCUUCAACUCUCUUAUUUCAACUGGACUUUUACUACAAUACAUCAGUUACAGUCUUCCUACUAUUCUUAUGCUUAGUCAGGGUCGGUCUAACUUCCGACAUGGCCCGUUCUGGUAUCCAAGAUUAGGGUUCUUGGCCAAUCUCGUCAUGUUGGCCUGGACAGCGGUUGCUCUUAUCUUCUACUGUUUUCCCUACUACUUGCCUGUGGUAGCUGAACAGAUGAACUAUGCGUCCGCUGUCCUUGGUGGCAUUGGUAUCUUGACUGUGUGUCUAUGGUUGUUCUAUGCGAAUAGCCGCUAUGAAGUUAAGGAGAUACUGGAUGACUAG